AGUCAGUGAAUCUAUGGCGGCGUCCUCUCUCAGGCGUCAUACUGGUACACAAGCAAUAAGUGCCUCGCAAUCCCUGGAAUCCUUCCAGCGAGUAUGGCUCGGCUCCCGAUUGUCGCGGCCCUUCCCGCGCCGAUUGGGUAUGUUGAUAUCGCCGAAAGGCACCCAAGCGUAGGAGCGCUAGAUUCUCAUGCUGAUAAUCUGUAGGUCUGGCAGUCAGUGGCGGCGCAGACUCCAUGGCGUUAGCAUAUCUCAGUAAACAAUGGGAAAAGAGUCGACCGAAUGAUAUAUCCGUCACAGCAUUCGUCGUCGACCACAAAGCGAGAGAAGAGAGCACCCGCGAAGCUAACAUGGUCUCACAAUGGCUUCAAGACAUCGGUAUCUAUGCUCCUUUAUACGCCCUAUCACUCAAUACCAAACCAACGCUAACCAAAACACCAGGAAUCAAAUCUGAGAUUCUCGAACUGACCUGGCCUGAAAACACUAGGUCACCAUCCAAAGUGACCGCGUUCGAGACGCAUGCCCGCAGACUCCGUUUCCAAGCGCUGGGCAAAGCAUGUCGAGACCACCAGAUCGAAGCCCUUCUAAUGGGUCACCACCAAGACGACACCGUCGAGACGACACUCUGGCGUCUCUGCACCGGAGCCAAAGGCGCCGGCCUAGCAGGCAUCCCCCAAGUGACACGCAUCCCCGAAUGCCACGGUAUCUACGGCGUCUCUGAGAGCGGGUCAUCAUACACGAUCCCGUCCGGACCUCAACAGCCGAGAAACGACACCACCGUCUCAACAGGCGGAAUCCUCAUCUGUCGUCCCCUCCUCUCCUUCCCUAAGUCUAGCCUUCUAGCAACCUGCCACGAAAACAACAUCCCCUACGUCUCUGACCCUACCAAUUUCGACCCAACCUUAACCCCCCGCAACGCAAUCCGCAGCCUCCUGGCUGAGAACAAACUCCCAAAGGCCCUCCAAGGCCCUUCUAUUCUAUCUCUGAUCAACUCAAGCCAAUCCCUCCUCCGGAACUCAACAUCCCUCUCAAACACCCUCCUCACCUUCUGCAAGAUCAACCAUCUAAAUCUCCCCGCCGGAACAAUCACCCUCACCUUCCCUUCAACACCAAUAGACCCAACCUCCUUCCUCAACACAGCCACCAACAACACCAAACCCAAACCCAAAGACAACGACAAAGCAAACCAAAGAACCCACCAGAUCAAAUGCCUCACCCUCCGCCGAAUAACCGACCUCCUUGCCCCAUUCCCCGAGAAUCACUUCCCUCUCCGCAGUUUCGAGUCCUUCACGGACCUUGUGUUUCCACCCCAGGACCAGCCGGACCCUAAACAAAGGAAACCGUUCACGCUGGGUGGGGUAAUGUUCCAACCCAUGAACACCAAGGGAAACCGAGAUGAAGCAGAUCAGAGUGUCGAGGGUGGCAAUACCUGGCUCUUAUCCCGCCAACCGUUCAUGCGGAACCGGUUGCCUACUCUGCGGGUUGAGGUUCCGAUUUCAGGGCUUCCGGCGGGCUAUACGUCCUGGAGGCUUUGGGAUAAUCGGUUCUGGUUUCGGUUUGGUAUUGUCCCCGAACAGGGUUCCCGUGGAGCUGGGGUUGAGGUGGCUCAAGAUACUUCCAAAGGGGAGGUGAUAUCCUUACUUGUCCGUCCAUUUCAGCCAUCGGAUCUUCAGGUGAUUCGAAGGGUUAUUGAUGAGCGGGGAGGGCGCUCGGAGAAGAAGAAAAAGAAGAUGGACCCUGCGUUGGUUGGAGUGUUGGAUCAGCUUGGACAUGAAGCGCCCGGACAGACUCGGUUUACUCUUCCCAUGGUGGUAGUUGAGAAGGGUUCUUGUGGACUUGAGUAUGACUUGCCCGUGGGGUUGCCGACGUUGGAUUUGUGGUUUCCUGGGAUGUGGGAGUCUUUACAGAUGCCCGGGAGAUUACGGUGGGAGUGGAUGUAUAAGAUGCUGGACAACGAGCCGGUGAAAUUGAUGGGCUGGCUGUAAGCUAUUGGAGUUAUACUACAUUAUAGAAGGAGAGUGAAAUAUGACAUAGUGAAGGUGACAAGACAGGAGGAGUACAAGUGAAGUAAAGAUAGUAACUGAAGGACACAGAAAGA
Molecule: messenger RNA, 2095 nt
Organism: Aspergillus pseudonomiae
Lineage: Eukaryota; Fungi; Ascomycota; Eurotiomycetes; Eurotiales; Aspergillaceae
Product: tRNA lysidine(34) synthetase
Exons: 1
Coding region: 234-1982 (582 amino acids)
Biological process (GO): tRNA processing
Molecular function (GO): ATP binding; ligase activity, forming carbon-nitrogen bonds
Source: RefSeq, a predicted model, not a curated record